This is a messenger RNA of Trichomonas vaginalis G3, 2256 nucleotides long. RefSeq names its product spectrin binding. Gene Ontology annotation, cellular component: cytoplasm. The coding region runs from base 1 to 2256 and encodes 751 amino acids. Gene Ontology annotation, biological process: innate immune response. Gene Ontology annotation, molecular function: protein binding. Lineage: Eukaryota; Parabasalia; Trichomonadida; Trichomonadidae. The record is from RefSeq and is a predicted model, not a curated record. The transcript has a single exon.
AUGGAGAAAAAUCGUCUUUCUUCAUUUGAACUCAUAAACAUAUAUAGAGAUUACAUUGAUGCAAGCAACAGCAUAUUUAGGCUUGAUACAUUUGAACCAGCAGCAAUUAAAGAAAUUUAUUUAACAAUUAAAAAUACAUUAAUAAAAAAGUAUGAAAUUUCAAUCAUUCGUAUUCUGGAGAUCAUAGAUUAUGCAUGUGCCUACAGAGAUCGUUAUUUAGAAGCAUAUCUCCAAUUAAUUCAAAAUUUUCUUCAAGAUGUUGAAUCUCCCGAUUUCAAUCCAUUUAGAUAUACAUUAAAUAUAGAAAAACUAAUGAUUUAUAUCAAAGAUUCUCCUUAUUAUCAAUUUUUCUCUAAAUUUUAUCAAAAACCUCACAAAUUCGAUCAAAAUCAUUCUCACAAUAAAGGAUCAUUCCUUAAUUGUAUUAUGAACGAUGACAUCCAAUCAUUUAUCACUCGUGUUGAAAAUGAUGAAAAACUUCUCAAUUUCAGAUGGAGGCAUGAUUUGAUUGGAAAUUUAACAGUUAUGGAAUGGUGCAGUUAUUAUGGUUCUGAAAAGAUAUUUAUGUAUAUUCUUAAUGAAACCAAAUCAGAUAUUUCAGAUCAAUGUGGGCAAUUAAGUUUUCUUGGAGGAAAUCCUACCAUUGUGAAUCAAUCGUUAAAAGAUGUAGAUCCAAGUGAUUUGUCAAUGGAAUAUGCAGUUAUUUCGCAUAACUCAGAUUUCAUUGUUUAUUUGCAGAAUGAAAAUUGCAAAAUCAAUCCAAAAUUUUGUCUUCAGAGCUCAAAUUUAUUUGGUCUCAUUCUUUAUCAUGAACAAAGCAAGAAUCAUAAUGAAUUUUAUGUCGAUCUAACAUAUUUUGGAUUAAAUUUAAUGUUUACUGAUUAUGAAUUUCAACAAGAAAUGGUUUCUGUAAAGAAUUGUGAAGGUAAAACAGUGUUGCAUUACUUUACAAUUGCAAAUAAUGUCAUUUUACUUCAAACAAUGAUUGAUCUUAAUAUCGACAUUAAUGCAAAAGAUGAUUUUAAUUGGUCAGCAUUGCAUUAUGCCACAAAGUAUAAUUGCAUUGAUGCUGUAAACAUUCUUUUAGAUAAUAAAGCGAUUGUAAAUAUUGAAGAUGGUGAUAGAUUUAGACCUCUUCAUAAAGCAGCAGAAUAUAACAAUACUGAAAUAUUAUCAAUACUUAUUGAUCAUGGUGCAAGUAUUCAUGACAAAAAUAAUUAUUUGGAAAUCCCUUUGCAUUGUGCUGUAAGAUCAAAUAGUAUAGAAUCAGUAGCAAUUUUGCUUGAUAAUGGUUCCGAUGUUAAUUCCACAAAUUUGCCUCUGGCAACUCCAUUAGAAUUAGCUGUAGAUUUUGACCUUGUUGAUAUUGCAACUCUUCUCAUUGAUUUUGGUGCAGAUGCUAAUGCAACUAAUAAAUUCCAGAGAACCUCAUUAAUUUUCCAAGCUGUCAUGAAUAAUUCUAUCAAUAUGUUAGAUUUACUGGUCGACAAUGGUGCAGAUAUUAAUGCAUUGCGUAAUGAUCUUUCAACUCCACUUCAUCUUGCAGCCGAAUAUAAUUCAACUGAAUGUGCGAUUGAUUUGGUACAAAAAGGUGCAAAUAUUGAAGCUAAGCAAUGCCAAGGUAUAACACCACUUUGCAUUGCAGUUAGUAAAUCAAGAGAAACUGCUAUUGCACUUAUCGAACUUGGAGCAGAUGUCAAUGCUGUUGGUGCUGGCCAAUGCCCAAUACUUAAUAUAGCAUGUUCAUGCGCCUUGAAAGAUAUUGCUCCUCUACUUAUAUCUAAAGGUGCCGAUGUAAAUGCAACAGAUCCAUCAAAUAAUAACGCAAUUCACGCGGCUGCAGCUGCUAACAAUGUUGAAGCUAUUUCGUGUUUGCUAGAACAUGGCGUUGAUAUAAAUAUUUUAGGCUAUAAAUUAUUAACCCCACUUUAUAUGGCUGUAAUGCAUGGAGCUUAUGAUGCGACAAAAUUCCUUUUAGAGCAUAGUGCUGACAUUAAUAUCAGAUACAAUACAUUUACUGUGUUACACAUGGCAAUAACUAUCAAUGCUAAAUUGCCUAUAGUCGAUCUUUUAAUUGCAUUUGGUGCUGAUAUUCAAUCUCGCACCGGUGAUGGCGAAACAGUCUUACAUUUGGCAGCGAGAUAUAAUAAACCUAAAUUAGUACCUUAUUUACUUGAGAAAGGUGCUGACAUAAACAUCAAAGAUGAUGAUAAUCUCACACCUCUUGAUACGGCACGAGUUUACAAAGCAAAAUAA